UGAUAUCAUUUCAUUCGUCUCUUUCACUUCACUCAGAAACCCCCCCAAAACCGCCAUCAAUGGACGUUGCUGUGAUCGACUGGAAGGAUUCCAAGUUCGAGAAGGACCCGCUUUACGACGAUUUCAACGCUCCUCAAUGGAUUGAUUUCUCAAAUGCCGAUUAUUCAGUCGAUGAUGAAGCUUGGUUUUGCCGACCCGAUUGUAAUCAUCCGAAGACGGUUGAGGAUUUUUUCAGAGAAAGGAGUCUGGGUUCAUCCAAGCUUCAGAGAUCUGCUGGUGUUUCAGAGAUUAUUCGAUCGGGUGAUCGAAAUAAGAGAGAUCCAGCACUGAAGAAACGAGGUUUCCCAUCAAGCAAAGAUUCAAAAUAUGUCCAGGAUGAUGAAAAUCACAACCCUAACUUCUCAACUCCUCCUAUGAACAAAGCUAAAUCCCUCAAAGAAAUGAUCAAAUCAAGCGCAGAGAAGAACCCCGCUUUUGAAAAUGUUCCGUUACAGAACGAAGAAACACCGCGGCCACAAAAUCUGUUUGCAGGAAGAGAUAUAUUGAACCAGGUGACUGAGUUCUGCAACGAAUUGAAGCGAUUGGCGAUGAGGACGAAAGCCGAUGGGGAGAAAGAGAUUGGAAAGAAACAGGAAAUGGGAGUUUUGCAGGAAACUCAAAGGAUGCCGUUGUUGGAGAAAUAUGAAGGAAGUGAGAAUCACAACAAUGUCAGGGAGAAGCUUACAAAGAAAAAAUUAAUCAGGGAGUCGGAGAACAGCCCAGUGGCAUUAAAUAUGAAAAACAUAAGGAGCAAAGACGAGCAAAGAUUGUUGCAGAUCCGAAUUAAUCCUCCGUCACCUCAAUGCUUUUCAGCUAAUCGUAAAGCAACCCCUCCAACGGCUUUCGGCCUUAGACCUCAGGAGAGAGGGAUACUUGGAGAGAUAGAAGGAAUAAGCAGCAACAAAGAAGUCAAAGUCACCAAAACUACAAGUCAAAGUCAAACUUCUCCACUUUUAAAACAGAAUGAAGCAAAGGGCUUAGAUGUCUUCUGGAUUUUUAAGCCCUGCACCCUUUCUAGAUAAAUUAUUUUCAAAAACAGAUUUGAUUAUUUAUUUAUUUUUUAUUUUUAAAUUUAUUGAUUCUUUUCUUCUUAGUAUGUGAAGACAAAGCUUAAUAACGCGGUCCGGGACUACUGCUUUUUGUAACCUAUCAAAGAACCCGUAAUGGGUCAAUAAAAAUGUCUACUUUACAUAGUGUU
Messenger RNA from Helianthus annuus (common sunflower), 1237 nucleotides. RefSeq lists its product as uncharacterized. Lineage: Eukaryota; Viridiplantae; Streptophyta; Magnoliopsida; Asterales; Asteraceae. Bases 60 to 1061 code for a protein of 333 amino acids. The transcript has 6 exons. The record is from RefSeq and is a predicted model, not a curated record.